Molecule: messenger RNA, 2309 nt
Organism: Salmo salar (Atlantic salmon)
Lineage: Eukaryota; Metazoa; Chordata; Actinopteri; Salmoniformes; Salmonidae
Product: ADP-ribosylation factor-like protein 11
Molecular function (GO): GTPase activity; GTP binding
Source: RefSeq, a predicted model, not a curated record
GUGUAUGUAAACUUCCCACUUCAACUAUAGGUCCUGGAUUGCAGAAAGCUUAGCCCCAGCGAUGUACUGGGCAGUACGCAUUACCACAGUGGCGCAAUAAUUGAUCUGUUGUACUCAGUGAUGCAAUUUGGCACACAUGCUCAGGGAUGAGUCUAGCUAACCUGUAAAGUAUGAUUCAGUUUGGUCGCAUGGUGGCGCUGUUGGAUAGGAAAAAUCAUUCAUGCAAGCUCAUAGCAGCCAUAUUGUUUGAGCAAGAGUCUCAGAAAAUAUAUUGUUUGAAAAUGUGCAACUAUAGCUGCUAUAUACCAAAUUUGGUCCCCCAAAAAGUGUCAAAUACAUCAAAAGCAUAUUACAUUGCAUAAUCAGUUUGAUUUUGAGUUCUGAUAUUUGGCAAGUGUGCUAAGCAGUACAGAAGUAGCUCAUCCUAGGGCAAUAUGUCCAAUUUGUCCACAUUUUUGUUCUAACCUAGCACAAACCCAACUAAUCACCAAGUCCUAUUUGAAUCAGGUGGGUUAGUGUUGGCCUGGAACAAAUGUGCUAACUGAGGAAUGGAUUGUGAAACACUGACCUUACCUGUGGUCAAUUCUAAAUCAGGUGACCUGAGACAUAGGUUAAAAAAAACUUGAUACUGUUUUAAUGCAGUGUGUCUGGAAGUGAGAGACAACAAAUGUGACUUGUCAACAUUCAGCAAGACCAAUUGAAUUCAGAGCUGCAGAGGCGGUCACUUUCCUAUAAAAUAAAUAGGGCAAAGGUCACUAGAGCACCAGAAGCUGGGUUGAUUAGUCCAAUGGGAGCGAGCGCUGGCUUAGAAAGCAGCAUGCAAACACAUGAAAAUAACUAGAUGUUAUCUCACUUGGUUAUGACUGUUCAGUGACAUUCAGCUGUGCUGUAGGAACAUCCAUUUCAGCACAAAAGGUGUAAUGGCAAGCAGCUGGAUUACAUACUCACAGACCAACACGAUAAAGAGGAAUCAGGACCUGGCUGAUAUCUGAAGACGUGAUGAUUCAUUUCUAGGCCUUGGAUGAUUAACUGAUCUGCUCCCCUCAUUGGACUAUUAAAGGACAAGCUUGGAUGGACUCCAACCAUAACAGAUCUUCAGAAACCUUCAUCUUUCAUAAAAACCUCAAAGUCCUGUCUGACAUGGGCCUGGCCCUGUGCAGACAGUCUCACAGCCACACGGCCAAAGUGGUUCUAGUGGGCCUGGACGGGGCGGGGAAGUCCACCCUCCUCCACCGCCUUCAGAGGGGCGAGCUGGCGCACACCACCCCCACCGUAGGCUUCAACGUAGGUUCGCUGGAGCUGGACUCUGGCCCGGAGCUGACCGUGUGGGACAUAGGGGGCCAGGGGGGCAUGCGCGCCCAGUGGGGAGACCACAUGGAGGAAUGCGAUGCCCUGCUGUUUAUGGUGGACGGGGUAGACCGGGUACGGAUCGGGGAGGCAAGGGCGGCGUUGGGGAGAGUGCUGGGGGAUGAGAGGGUAAGGGGAGUCCCCCUAAUGGUGCUGGUUAAUAAGAUGGACCUCCCAGAGGCGAUGGGGCUGCAGGAGGUGACGGGAGGGCUGGAGCAGUGCUGGGACAGAGACUGGGAGGUGCAGGGGUGCAGCACUCACAACGGGCUGGGGCUCCAAGAGGCCCUGGACUCUCUGGCCACACUCAUCAGAAAGCGCUGAGGGGUAACUCAGACACACACAAGGAUAUAUGGAAAACUUUGGCAAAUACACAGAUCAAUGGACAAGGCAUGGGCUCUCAUACACAAACAGGUAAAGAAUAGGCACACACACACACACACACAUUUAGACAAAAGGGAACCUGUGAAGCUUUUCAUAAGCUAACUGUGCUCCUAUCACUAACUAGCCCGAUGUCUCACAGUAUGUAUCAUGCCAGUAGGUUAUUUUAAUAUAGAACAGUUGUGACAUUCACUAUGAAGGAAACUAUUCAAUGGGACUUGAGAAUCACAGAUUAGAAUUAAAUGGCUACUUUUAAGGACAAAACCCAAUGGGAUCAUCUAGCUGUUUCUACACUCACUGUAACAAUGAUGUAUUUUACAUUAAACUAAUCUCCCCACAGAAGUGCCACUCAUUUUUACGAUUUACAGAAGAUGCAGUAUCCUUCUACACCACAAGGUCGGUCUCCUUACUUAGCCACAACUCAGUCCUGCUGGUUAUAGUUUCUCCCUGGAAGUUAAAUCAAUUGUUACUACAACAGAUUGAAGUGUUGACACUACCAGACUGAAGGGAUUGGUGAUAUACAGUUACAUUAAAAAACAACCUUUAGUUGUAUAUUCAGUAAAGCUCAUUACUUUUUAUUGGUC